AUGGACAACAUGGCAGACCAAGGCCCACCACCCGCUUACGCCCUGUACGAGUUCAAAUCUCCGACUCCGAUUGCGAAUACAACAACCCGAGCAGCGGCGCCACAGAGGAUUCCCUGGUAUAACCCACGAACCUGGCCCUUGUAUAUGAAGGUCCAUCUGCCAAUAUUUAUCGUGAUCAUCUUGCUUGUCACCGUGGUUCCAAUCGAAGUAAUCAAGAACCGGUAUCCGAAAUAUAUACCUUUGAAGUAUACACUACUCGACGAAUACUCGGGACCAACCUUCUUCGAUCACUUCAACUAUUUCACAGAAGAGGACCCAACAAAGGGCUUUGUGAUAUACGUCAACCAGACCACAGCCACGAACCUGAACCUCACCCACGCAACAGAAUCCUCCGCAAUCCUGCGGGUGGAUACGAAAACCCGCAACACACAGCACGGCCGAAACUCGGUUCGCAUCGAAUCAAAGAAAACAUAUGAUGAAGGCCUCUUCAUCUUUGAUAUCAUCCACACACCCUUCGGCUGCGCUACCUGGCCAGCGCUGUGGUUGACAGACGGCUAUAACUGGCCAUCGAAUGGCGAGAUCGACGUUCUGGAAACAACCAAUGAAGGAAGCCAUGGAAACGAAAUAACUCUUCACACCACGAAGGGAUGUUCGAUGAACGUCAAGCGCAAACAGACCGGACAGAUCCUCUCGAAGAAGUGUGACGACACUAAUCACGGAAAUGCAGGCUGUGGUAUCCUGGGCAAUGAGUCCACAUACGGCCAAGCGAUGAAUGCCAAUGGUGGCGGCGUGUAUGCGCUCGAGCUGCGCAGAGAGGGGAUCCGAGCGUGGUAUUUCCGUCGAGAUUCCAUUCCCCGAAAUAUCGAUAAUCAUCCUGACCCCUCGGAAUGGGGAACUGCGUUGGCCGACUUCCCCGGUACGAAAUGCGACAUUGGGGCCCAUUUCAGGAAUCAGAGUAUCAUUGCUAAUAUCGAUUUAUGUGGUGAACUUGCUGCUCAGAAACAGUACUAUGAUACUAUGUAUCAUUGUCCUGGUUCUUGUUCGGACUUUGUGGCGAUGAAUCCUGGCAGUUUUGAUGAUGCAUUUUGGGAAUUCAAGAGCUUCAAGGUCUAUGUGUCUUCCAGGAAGUUGGAACAUGAUGCUCAACUGGAACAAGAAGCACAAAUAAAACAGCGAGAAGCUCAAGCUCAGGCUCAGGCUCAAGCCCAAGACCAGCAGAGCUCGGGUGGUCAGACUGUGUACUACGUUCAGGAUGACAUUUUCGAUGACAACCAGCAGAGCUCUGGUGAUCAGACUGCGUACUACGUUCACGAUAACAUUUUCGAUGACAUUUUCGACAUUCUCGACAUUUUCCACCUUUUCCACUGA
Molecule: messenger RNA, 1368 nt
Organism: Penicillium salamii
Lineage: Eukaryota; Fungi; Ascomycota; Eurotiomycetes; Eurotiales; Aspergillaceae
Source: the annotation of a GenBank genome assembly